Messenger RNA from Colletotrichum orchidophilum, 2169 nucleotides. Its product is annotated as glutamine-dependent NAD(+) synthetase. Gene Ontology annotation, molecular function: ATP binding; NAD+ synthase (glutamine-hydrolyzing) activity; glutaminase activity. The transcript has 7 exons. The coding region runs from base 1 to 2169 and encodes 722 amino acids. Gene Ontology annotation, biological process: NAD+ biosynthetic process. Lineage: Eukaryota; Fungi; Ascomycota; Sordariomycetes; Glomerellales; Glomerellaceae. The record is from RefSeq and is a predicted model, not a curated record. Gene Ontology annotation, cellular component: cytoplasm.
AUGUCAUUCGUCACUGUCGCGGCGGCGACUUUGCCCAGUGUCCCCCUAGACUUCAAGGGCAACCGCGACAGGAUUCUAGAGAGCAUUCGCAUUGCCAAGGCCCAGGGCGCAACUCUCAGAACCGGUCCAGAGUUGGAGAUUCCCGGCUAUGGCUGUCUUGAUCAUCACCUUGAAGGAGAUACCUUCCUCCACAGCUGGGAGGUGCUCACUGAGAUUAUCAGCGAUCCCGUCUGCAAGGAUAUGCUGAUUGACCUGGGUAUGGGAUGCCGCCAUCGCAACGUUCGUUACAACUGUCGCGUCCUCUGCACCUACAAGCACAUCUACCUCAUCAGGCCAAAGCAAAGUCUGGCCAACGAUGGCCUCUACCGUGAGGCACGGCACUUCACGGCAUGGACGAAGCUCAGAGAGGCCGAGACCUACUACUUGGAGGCCGUGGCCGCUCAGGUCACCGGCCAGAAGACAGUGCCCAUUGGUGACUUGAUUCUCAGCACGCUUGACACCGCCGUGAGCUGUGAGACUUGCGAAGAGAUGUUCUCGCCCCUGAACCCCUCGACGUUCCUCGGCCUCAACGGCGCCGAAAUUAUCCUCAACAGCAGCGCCAGCCACGCUGAGCUACGAAAGCUAAAAACCCGGCUCGAUCUCAUCUCAAACUCGACUCGGAAAUUGGGCGGUAUCUAUGUGUAUGCUAACGCGACUGGUGUUGAUGGCGAGGCGCGUAUGCUGUUUGAUGGAUCAAGCAUGGUGCUAGCCAAUGGAAAGGUCCUCGCGCAAUCCUCUCAGUUCUCUCUGAAGCCAGUCGAAGUCAUAACUGCCACCAUUUCUGUGGAAGAAGUCAGGAGCUACCGUUCCAGCAUCUCGCGAAACGUCCAGGCUGCUGCUCAGCCCGACUUCCCUAGGGUCGACUGCGACUUGCGACUUACACGGCCCGCCGACGAAGUGUACUUAUCAGAUCAUCUUCAAAUCGCGAAGGAGAUCGAGCUUAAGAUCCUCGACCCAAUGGAAGAAAUUGCCCUGGCUCAAGCGGUCUUCCUUUGGCAGUACCUUUGCCGCACCAACUCUCCUGGCUAUUUCCUCGCCUUGAGUGGAGGUCUAGACUCCUCGACGGUCGCACUGUUUGUCUACAGCAUGGCAAAGCUUGUGCUCCAAUCCAUUGAUGCUGGAGAGAUGUCAACGCUGGAUGACCUGAGACGCGUUACUGGUGACAAGACGUUUAUGCCCGAGACACCGCAAGAAAUUGUCUCGCGCUUGCUGCACUCAUGCUACAUGGGAACUGUCAACUCUGGAGAUGAUACGCGGACCAGAGCCCGUCGUCUUGCAGAGGUUCUCGGGGCUUACCACUCUGACAUCUCAAUCGAUGAAGCGGUUGUCGCUCAUGAGGCUAUCAUUGAAAAAACACUGAACUUCAAGCCCCGGUAUGGAAUCGAAGGCGGUAGUCCUGCCGAGAACCUUGCGCGUCAAAACAUACAAGCAAGAAACCGGCUCGUUGUCCAGUACGAGCUGGCGCAGCUAUCAACAACUGCAAGACAACUCCCAAGGGCCGGGGCAGCACUUUUGGUCUUGGGCAGUGGCAAUGUGGAUGAGAAUCUCCGUGGCUACUACACCAAAUACGACGCAUCGUCGGCGGAUAUCGCUCCGCUAGGAAGUAUCUCAAAGACGGAUGCCAAAAACUUCCAAGCUUGGGCCAAGGAUCAGUGGGACUUGCCCAUUAUGUCCGAGUUUCUCGAGGCUACGCCCUCGGCAGAGCUUCUCCCGCUCUCUGCCGGAGUUCAGGAUGAUGAGGCGGAUACUGAAAUGGGUCUGACCUACAGCGAGCUCUCAGAGUUUGGCAUCCUGAGAAAGGUGCACAAGCUCGGUCCGUGGUCUACGUACCUCCGAUUGCUCGGGGACUGGAAGGAGCGACCAGGCUACGGGCCGCGCGAGAUUGGCGAGCGCGUCAAGAGGUUCUUCCGCUUCUACUCAAUGAACCGCCACAAGGCCGUCAUCCUCACGCCCUCGCCGCAUCUCUCGGCGUACAACCCUGACGACAACCGUCACGACCUUCGUCCGUUCUUGUACGUCGUCAACUGGCCGUGGCAGUUUUCAAAGAUCGAUGCACAUGUAGAGGAGCUUGAGAAGAAGAUUGCGGACAGGGCCAGGCCGGCGGACGUCCAGUACGACGCGCUUGACUAG